AUGACGGAGGAAACCGAAGUUAUAAAGCAAGAUACUACAAAGCCGGAAGAAGAAAAUGAAGAUGUGAAAUCGCCGUUGGACGAAGUGAGAGAAAUUCGGAAAGAAGCGGAAUUAGUAAGUUAAACUGUAUGCUUGACAUGAGUUUUUUUUUCAUUCAGACACAAACAGGAUCCGAUUCGACAAACACUGUCGAUCCGGAAUUCAUCACAGUUCAAGAUCCGAGUGGAGAUGAUCCGAUAGAACUCCCGACGGUGGACGGCUCCGUUCUGAUGAGCACAUUACAAUCUUCGUUCCCUGGAUCCACCGGUCUCAAGUACAAGAACCCGAAAACCGGUGCUAACCGUGUUGUUCAGUUCGUUUGUCUCAGUGAAUCAUUUGUAACUGUGACGUUUUCAGAGUAGAUCCUUCCGGACUCAAGCUUCUUGCGCCUUCUGACGGGUGGGACAAUAAGACCUUUCACGUGAUUCUUCCCCGUGAGUAAACUUCAUUGUAUCUAGUAAUUCUCGGUCUUCUCUCUUGCUUCACUCGGUUUUUGAGAAAUGUGUGGUUGAGGACAGAUGUUCUGUGUGCCACAAGAGUGAUAAGUGUGAUUUAGAGAGCGAGAGAGUCAGAGCGUUGUCGUCAGCUGACGCGACAAGUGCGAAGAGACGUAAAGUGGGAUCUGACGACGAUUCGGAUUCGGAUGACGGUCGAGACGGACGGUACGGAAGGAAGAGAGCGGUUGAGAGAGAAAGCCAGCCAGUUGAUCUCAUCGUACUUGGUGUCGACUUCAAAACGAGCGACGAGAGCUUCAAAAAUUACUUCGAAGAAAUAGGCACUGUUGUGUUCUGUGAGGUUCGUGAGACUAAAAGAAUGGAGAGACUGUGACUGGAGAGAGACUGCACAGCAGCUGCAAGUUACUUCUCUCUGUUCUUCGAAGCUCCUCGGGUUUGAAUACGUUCAGACGUGGCCGUUUCAGAUAAAACGAAAGUCGGAUGGAGCAUCGAAAGGAUUCGGAUUCGUUCGAAUGGCUACCAUCGGUGAGCAGAACAAUGUUCUCGCCAUACCGCAGCAUAUGAUAGACGGUCGGAGGUGUGAUGUGAAAGUGCCGGACGGAAGAGUGAGUGCCUGAUUAUCAGAAACCGUCAAAAACGGGCCGAACAGAACUUUCAGGACAAGCAAGGAAGACCUUCGAUCAGCCGUAUCUUUGUCGGCCGUCUCACAGACAAAGUGGACGAACACAUUCUGAAGAAGGUGUUCGGAGACGAAGCGAAAGGAUACGUGGAGACUGCUGUCGUCACUGACGUCUUCAUUCCGAAGCCAUUCCGAGGAUUCGCCUUCGUAACUUUGUCCAGUGCAGAAGCUGCCGAAAGAAUCGUGAAGUGAGCUGUCGAAUGAGUAAAACUAACAAAUAAAAGUUUCAGCAAGGGAUCUCUGACAGUCAACGGAUUGUCAGUAGGUUUGAGCAUUGCUCAACCGCGUGAAGAGAAUUCGCCGGCGGGAUCAGAUUAUGGACUGCCGGCAGGAUACAGAAAUCGCCGAGAUCGGCCUGACAGAAGACCAGUGGUAAUAUGAACUCUCACGUUUUCGUUUGCUCAUUCGUUCUAAAGGAUUUUCAGGCCGAGCAUAUAAUGCCGUUUGUCCGCCAGGAGUACGCCUACCGUCCUCAUCCAGCGUCGUCUCCACUCGACCGACGGUACUGGUCUCCGGAUCCACGUUCUUCGUGGUGA
Molecule: messenger RNA, 1709 nt
Organism: Caenorhabditis sp. 36 PRJEB53466
Lineage: Eukaryota; Metazoa; Nematoda; Chromadorea; Rhabditida; Rhabditidae
Source: the annotation of a GenBank genome assembly